AACUCAAAAUUAAUGGGACGAGUCAAGAGGCGACAGUUUUGUCGAGAAAAUCAAAUUACACUUCAUUCCGUUUUGUUUCCGUGUAAAUCUGUGAAAUGGAGCAGCCGAUUAAUAAAAUGCGUUACUAUCUCAAGGAUGAGGUGGUGUCGCAUAAUAAGAAGGACGACUGCUGGGUGAUUAUACACACGAAUAUCUUCGAUUUGACGCCCAUGUUGAAGGAUCGCUUGGAUCACUGGAAUCGCACCCUGGACUAUCUGGUGGCCCAUGCUGGCAAGGACCUGACCCACUUUUUCCACGAGAACGGAGAGCCUCGAACGGAAAUAUCCCCAAGUACUGGAAGACCACGAGUCCUUUUUCCUCCCAUUUUGGAGGUUGCCAUCUCGGAGUUCUCCAAAACGCCGGGAGCCAUGUGGAGCCAGGAUCCUUUCUACCACAUCGGCAGGGUCACAAAGCGUCCUAGGCUAAUAAGGAUAUUAAAUACGCUCACUGCACAAACGCAAUACAUGACCGUUUGCAAUGAGGAUAGUAUCUACGAUAUCCAGCAGAAGUACAAGCAAAGAUACAACCACCAUGCAGGAAGUUACGAGUGGCGGAAGUUCUCGAAUGGGGGCAUAAGCUGUAGUGUUCUGGAUCUGAAUGGCACCCUGGAUGAAAACGGACUGAUUGACGAGGAGGACAGCACCUUUGAGUUGCCACCGCCUUCCAUCUGGCUCUACUACACAGAUGACAUUACAAUUGCUUGAUUCUGCUUGCCAUUAAUUGUUAUUGAAAAUUUGUUGUGCUGUUUGGCUGGGCGAGUAAAGCUCAUUUCAGGCUA
Drosophila ficusphila is the source of this 817-nucleotide messenger RNA. RefSeq names its product cytochrome b5 domain-containing protein 1. The transcript is spliced from 3 exons. Bases 96 to 743 code for a protein of 215 amino acids. Lineage: Eukaryota; Metazoa; Arthropoda; Insecta; Diptera; Drosophilidae. The record is from RefSeq and is a predicted model, not a curated record.